Messenger RNA from Rotaria sp. Silwood2, 405 nucleotides. The record is from the annotation of a GenBank genome assembly. NCBI's taxonomy places the organism in Eukaryota, Metazoa, Rotifera, Eurotatoria, Philodinida, Philodinidae.
UAUGAACAACCUGAUUAUAUAUAUCAAUGUGCUGGUUAUUGGAGAGAAGAUUCUCGAUCAAUGAUGGUUACAUAUGAUCGUGAUGAUCCUUAUAAUAAUUAUAAAUGUUGGGUUUAUGAAAGAAGAGAUUUAACAACAAUAACAUUAUCAAGAUCGGCUGGUUCAGCUUGUGGUUUUAAUCAAACAUCUGAAAGUUAUAAAUCUGAAGAUGGUGCCGAUCUUGCUAUAACACUUACUGAAGCUGAAAGAAUUCAUGAUGAUUGUCCAAUUCGUUAUGAUGAUGGUCGAAAUGUAUUUAUUGAUUUAGAAGAAUUUCAUUUUUAUUAUGCCAAAUCAUCAAUUAUUCAUAUGAAAAAAUUAUUUCUUUUCUUUUUUAUUUUUAUUCCAUUCGUAUUGUUUAAUUAA